This is a messenger RNA of Spinacia oleracea (spinach), 3213 nucleotides long. RefSeq lists its product as uncharacterized. The transcript is spliced from 3 exons. The record is from RefSeq and is a predicted model, not a curated record. Bases 2554 to 3087 code for a protein of 177 amino acids. Lineage: Eukaryota; Viridiplantae; Streptophyta; Magnoliopsida; Caryophyllales; Amaranthaceae.
UAAAAGAACGGCCGCACAAAAUUUCAGCGGUUCUUUUUUCUUUUUUAAUUUCUUCGCUCCUCCUCCUUUCCCUUCUCAGCUUCUUCUCUGGUUCUUCUUUACCAAACCGCCUUACUCUUCAUCUCCCUACCACGUCGCUGCUGGUCUUCCUCUUCCUGCCGCGUCGCUCUUCCUUCCCCCACCGCUGCUGAUCUCUACCUUCUUUCAUCAACCCGCGUCGCUCUUCUUUCAGGUUUGUUCUUCGAUUUUGUUUAUUUUCGGUUAUUUUUGGCGAUUUUUCCCUUCAAUCCUUGCCUCAAUCAAUUUCUUUACUCCAAUUUCAUGGACAUUGGAGGCCGAACCUCUAAUUUUUCGUUAAUUAACCAUUUUUCUGCAAAUCAAGGGUUGUUGAACUACUUGUUUGUUGCAAUUUUCUUUCUCAAUUGCCAGAUUUACCAAAUUUUAGAACUUUAUUUUAGGGUUUUUGUUCUAGUUUUGUUGUUCGUUGAUGUGUCAAUUCGACAAUUUGUCUAUUUAAUUUCAAAAAAUUAUACCGUAUUGACCUUGUUCUUAUAAAAGUAUGGGAUUGCAUUGUUUAUUUGGGAAUAUCAAGGUUUGUCAAUAGAAUUGGCUUGUUAUAGUGAUUCCAUUGUAGUUGUUUUCCUUGUAUUAGUUAGUUUGACAGAUUGUCAGAAAUUGAACUUCAUUUAAGCUUAAUCUGUACUCAAGUACACGUUCUUGGUUAUUCUUUUUGUAAGUUUUACAGAAAAAUGAUCUAUUAUUGCAAAACUAUAUUUCUUUGAAGUUUAAUGAUAUUUCUUAGGGAAUUGGAAGUAACAAAUACUUAAUUAAUUUCUUAGGUAGCACUUGUAACUUGUAAGUGAAACUGUAUUUUGUAAGUUCUACCUACGCAGAUUGCUUUACUUAGAUGAGCAAUAGGAGCCAUGGGGCUGGAUGAAGAGUACCAGCUUGUUAUCAGAAUGAGUAAAAAGACUUCCAGCAUAACCAUUAAGGUGUUUUCGGUUUUGUUCUCUAAAGCUGUGUCUACUGUUUGUAGAUUCAGAAAAAUACAAGAGUUUCUGCUGGAAGAGAUUAGAAUGUGAUGGAGAUUGCUUUCAUAGCAUCUUGUAGAUGCCAAGAUUCAACCCUUGCUUUUGCUAUGAGUCAUUUGUUUACAGUUAGUCUGUACUCUGUAGUCAUUUUUGUAAGGGUGUGUAGUUUUGGUGUUUUUCGUUAAGUUGGCGCAGCUGUUGUUGCUUGCUCUCUCUCCGUAAUUUUUUGUUGUUGUUGUUGUUGCUUGUACUCCUGCCUUUUUUGUUUUUGCUAAUUUGGACUGCUCUCAAAGAUGUAUCACCGAUCUUAUGUUUUUUUAUCGCUAAUAUUGCUAGCCUGUUAAUAUUCUCUUAUCAUCGUAAAUACCAAGGUUUUUACAUGAUCUUUGUAGUGAAGCUAAUGCCAUAGUAGAGAUACAAUUGACUUCUCAUCCAAACACUUGAUUUCAUCAAAAGCUUGCAGAGAUGUGGAUCUGGAUGGUUCUCUUCCUUUUAGUAUGAGUUCAUAAUAGGUUUAAUGUUUUCACUUUUCUGCAUUCAUAAUUUCUCCACAAAAGAAAGACAAAAAUAUCUUGAUCACCGAGUCAAUUAGAAACGAAAACAACUUGCUUUAGAUAAAGUUUGAGUCUGUUUGUUCAAUGCCUUCACGUGAAACUAAUUGAUGUCCUCCUUUCUUUCUUAUUCAUUCGGUGGAAAGUACUAUACAAAGCAGGGUCAACAAUACAUGGUCCCCAAACUUCUAUUGCACAUAAAUUUUCCCCAGCGUUUGAUAUGCUAUUUGGAUUGAUGGAAAACUUAAGCUCCUACAGGAUCCACACCAAGUUCUUGGAAGGUAUUCAAAAAUCCAAAGGAGAUGCCCUUCACCACUGAGGAGAUAGAUUAAGUUCGAGACAAAUUGACAAACUUCAUUACUAGUUAUUGUCUUUGUUAUUUUGAACUUUUUUUUUUCUUGUAAAGAAUCUUAGGUUAUGAAUGCUCGUUUUUCAAUUGAUUAUAACAUAACCGACUUUCAGAUUUAUAUUUAUAUACUAUUUAAUUUAAUUAUCUAUAUAAUUGGAUACUUUUUUUUAGUGAUGUAUGGAGGUUAAUUAGUGGCGUGGUUGUAUUGUAUAAUAUAUGUAGCAGGGAAAUCGAUAAUAUAAAAAAUUUCUAGGCCAAGUGCGGCUCAUUUAUAGGCCAAGUGCGGCUCCUUUAUAGGCCAAGUGCGGCUCAUUUUUAUGCUUGUUCUGCCCAAUUCAAUGUCAAGUGCGGGCUUAUUUUCAAUAUUGGCAGCACCAAAUAUGUCAAGUGCGGACUCAUUUUCAAAAUUGGCAGCACCAAAUAUAUUAAGUGCGGGCUCAUAUUCUAAAAUUGGCAGCACAAAAUAUGUCAACUGCGGGCUCAUUUUCUAAAUUGGUAGCACUUGAAACAUCAAGUGCUGCCAAAGAGAAUCAUCAAGUGCGGGCAUGCCAUGUGCUGCACAUGUAAAAGCCUGCACUUAAGGCCUUAAAAUGAGCCUGCACUUGAGCUUUUUUGUACUAGUAUGGUUAUACAUUGUUUGCCCCAAAAGAAUCCUUACAUAGACCUCAAGAACAAGUUCAGUGACAUGCAUUUUAAUGAUGGUACCCCUAAUUGGUACAAAUAUGGGACUAGAGAUGGUAGGUGGAAGUAUGAUUCUGAGGUUCUUGCUACUAUCUUAGAAGUAGCGGAGAAUAGCUAUGAGGAUGGAAAGUAUUCUGCGGGUCUAUGUAUGGGCUAUGGAGGAAUAGAAAGUGAUGGUGAGGAUGGCAUGAUCCAUGAUGAGCAAGCUAGUGAUGUUGAGGAGGAUAGUGAUGAUGAUGUGGUAGAGAUUGAAAAUCCUAAUCCUGUAGUUCCUGAACCAACCAUUGAGAUAUCCAGUGGAUCUGAAGAUGAGCUUGAAGAGAACAAUGUGGUUGAUAGUGAGCCACAACAGAAUGAUGAGGCUAUGGAUGAAGACUCGGAUCCGGAAGAAGACUUGGAUGAUCCUAAUGAUCAAGACUUUACUCCAGAGCAAUACAAGGAAAGAAAUGAUCGUCGUGAUGACGUUAGUCUCUAGAGAAAUGUAAUCCUUAGUUUUAUUUUUCGUUGAAUAAUAAAGCGGCAAAGCUACUACUUAUGGUUUUUAGUUUUCUUAUAGUUGGAGAAUAAAUGUUAUGGCAUUAGUGGAUGUAAGACUUAUUCA